This is a messenger RNA of Prorocentrum cordatum, 1278 nucleotides long. NCBI's taxonomy places the organism in Eukaryota, Dinophyceae, Prorocentrales, Prorocentraceae. The record is from the annotation of a GenBank genome assembly.
GUGUGCGAGCUGCAGCGGCUCGAGGGCGCCAUGGGCAGCGAGGCGGGGCGCCUGCGAGCCAGGGCGCUGCGGGCGAGCUGGGCGGGCAUCGCCGGGGAGCGGCCGGAGGCACGCGCGGCGGAGGCCGAGGCUGCCAGGCCGUGGCGGUUGUCGGAGGAGGAGCGCGAGGAGACGGCGCGGGCGGCCCUCGGAGCCAACGCCGAGUUCUACGAUGCGUUCAACGCCCGCGACCUUGCCGCGAUGGGCGAGCUGUGGUCGGCGGAGGCCGCAGCAUGCAGUUGCGUGCACCCAGACAAGAAGCGCGUGGUAGGCCGUGAUGCGAUUCUUCGGAGCUGGGAGGGCGUGCUCCGAGCACCGACAUGUCCGACCAUGGACAUCCUCGACGAGGUCGUGCUCCUGGCGAUGGACGGCUGUGCCGUCGUGAGCUGCGUGGAGGAGACGUCAACUGGAGGCUGCCUCCAGGCCACCAACUGCUUCGUCAGGGGCGAGGGUGGCGUGUGGCAUUGCGUCGGCCACCACGCCGGGGCGGUCGUGGGCGGCGCGGGGGGGCUCGCCAUGUCGGCGAUGGGGCAGGGGCUCGCUGGCCUGUGGCCCUGGGCGAGCAGGGCUCCAGAGCCGGACGGGCCCGUGGGGGUGGCCGUGCGCCCCCCGCGGCAGGUCGCCCGGCGAGCGGCGACGCCGCCGAGGGGCGCGGCGACGCGCGAGGACCAGGAGAGGGAGCUGGAGGCUCGCGAGUCGGUGGAGCGGCUGCUGGCGGCGGCGGAGGCCGCGGCUGCCAGCGAGGCGGCCUCCCUGGAGGCCAGGGCGGCGCUGCUGCGCUGGCAGGCGGCCGUCGAGGAGCUGGACCGGGAGGGCGAGCGCGGGGCGGCGCCAGCGGGCCACGAGGGGGAGGAGGUCUGCGGGCGGCGCCUCGAGACAGAGGCCGUCAGGGCGGCCGCGCGGCGGGCGAACAGCGCCUACUACCGCGCGUUCAACGAGCGCGACGGCGCGGCGCUGGCACGCCUGUGGGCCCCUGCGGGCAUGGUGAGCCAGUGCGCGCAGCCUGGGAGGACCUUUGCGCGGGGCCGGGAGGCCGUGCUGUCGAGCUGGGAGGGCCUCCUGGGCAACCGCGCCCUGCCAACCGUCGAGGCCGUCGCGGAGCAGGUGCUCCUGGAGGGCCCCGAGGGUGCCGUGGUGGCGUGCACCGAGGAGGUGAGCACAGGGGGCUGCUUCGAGGCCACGAAUACGUUCGCUCGCGGCGAGGAUGGCAAUCUCUACAUGGUGGGCCACCACACCUGA